Messenger RNA from Mytilus trossulus (common blue mussel), 1875 nucleotides. RefSeq lists its product as uncharacterized. Gene Ontology annotation, cellular component: membrane; TRC complex. The transcript has 10 exons. The record is from RefSeq and is a predicted model, not a curated record. Gene Ontology annotation, biological process: post-translational protein targeting to endoplasmic reticulum membrane. The coding region runs from base 1 to 1875 and encodes 624 amino acids. Gene Ontology annotation, molecular function: protein binding; molecular adaptor activity. NCBI's taxonomy places the organism in Eukaryota, Metazoa, Mollusca, Bivalvia, Mytilida, Mytilidae.
AUGGCAUAUUAUAACCCUCAGGACAGUGGCCAGAUUGAAGAAAAUGUUGGGGCCACUAUUAUGAUUCAACAUUGUAAGCAGGAAGCAGAGAGUAAAUUACAGCUACAGGACUAUGUUGGAGCCUAUGAUGACUAUAGUUAUGCCAUAAGGAUAGCACAAGCUAUACCUUUUGUUGGAGAGGAGAUGCCAAAACUACUGUGUAACAGAUCCAUGGUUCUCCUGAAAAUGAGGAGAUAUGCAGAAGCACUAGCUGAUGCCAUGGCCAGUAUCAAUGAUUUUCCAUAUUGGAUAAAAGGUUUCUGGAGAGCAAGCCAAGUUUUUAAAGAACAAGGACAAUUGUACAGAGCUGUGGAUAUAUUGAAUGAAGGAUUAGACGCGUGUAAGAAAUAUUCCUAUAAGGAUGAUCAGCUGACUUUCUUCACGGAGAUGGCAACAAUUCUAAGCUAUGCAAAAGGUUGCUCAGUUAAUCCAUUUCUUCGAAGCCCUGAUUCAAGCCAGACGUCACUCAGAGUCAAGGUCAUACAAAGAUUGAUAUUUAACAAGGCUUGGGAAGCCAUCAGUUACCUAGUGACUGGGUUAUCUUCAGGGGACAAUGAUGAGUUGGCAGCGUCAUUUUGUGACCUUGACUUAUCUUUUGUUCCUGUCGGAGACCUCCUGAGAGAAACAUCAGUAUCCCAGAGGAAAAGCUGGGGAAUACAUUUAGCAAUUACUCUCCUUGGAACUGGUUCUUCUUUUGAACAAAUGGAACUUGUAUUAGGACAGGCUACUAUUCACAUUGGAGUCCAGUCUGCUUUAGAAACAGGAGAUUUAGAAUUUUUGAAGUUUUUGUUGGCAACUUUCAUUGAUAGUCAAGUAAAAAAAGAUAUGAUUGACAAAAAUGGUGAUUCAGCUGUCCAUUUAGUGGUGAAGUCGGGGAAGAUUAAUACCACACUAGGAGAAUCUAUUUUGAGAUUGUUGAUGAACAGUGGGUGUACAGCUUAUUUAAAGAAUAUGUCUGGACAGCUACCAAUUGAUUACCUUAAACCAACUGACCAGGGCUUUUCAUUAUUACAGGCAGCAAAAAGUAAUGCAGAUGAAGACAUCAGGAAGGGGAUCAUAAUGUUUAAAAAUAAGGGUAACGAUGCACUAAAAAACACCAACAAUGGACAGGCUAUACAGAUGUAUACUAAAGGCUUACAACUAUGUGGAGAUAACUCUGUUUUUAAAAGAGAAGCAGCUGUGUUGCUAAGCAACAGAUCAAAUGUGUACAGCAUGAUGGGAAUGCAUAAAGAAGCACUGAAGGAUGCAGAUGAAUCGAUUAAAAGUGACAAUUCUUGGUACAAGGGUUACUGGAGAAAAGGCCAGGAAUUGAAACAGAUGAAGAGAUUUACAGAUGCCUAUACGACAUUCCUUAGCAUGUUUACCUCAUGUUACGAUGUCUACCCAGGAGACAAACUUAACUUCAUGACAGAAGCUGCUGUUUUGUUCAAAGAUAUUCCAGAUUUGCAGAAAAAAGACAAGUACAAAAUGUUGUCACUAGGAGACCGAGAUAUGUGGACCAAUAUCUUAAUUAAGUUAUCAAAGACAGGUGACUGGCUGACCAUUAGAUAUCUAUUGAUGGGGAUGUCAACAGAGCUUCCUAAAGCUCCUAGUAGCAGAGGAGAAGGUGUGGCAGCUCUAGCAUCCACCAACAGUAUGUCAUUUGGCACUGUGUUUGAAUAUCUGAAAACUGUAAGACAUAUGACAAUAACAGCUAGUUGGUUGACCCCCACAUUGGUAGUGUUACUAUACAGACAUAAAGGGAACUAUCUUAACUUCCUAGCUGAUGAAAGAGAUACAUGUGUACAUGCUGUGGUCAGAUAUUCUCUCAUUACAGAUAAUACAGAGAAAUCUUGA